AUGAAAAGGUUAAACUUGGAUUGCACUACUACUAGUGAAAAUAGAAUUUUGCAAUUGAAUGAACUUGAUGAAUUUCGUAAUGAGGCAUACGAAAAUGCAAAAAUCUAUAAGGAGCGUACAAAAGCCUGGCAUGAAAAGAACCUAGUCAAGAGAGAAUUUCAACCUGGACAGCAAGUACUUCUUUUUAAUUCACAGUUGAGGCUAUUUCUUGGCAAACUAAAGUCUAGAUGGUCGGGUCCUUUUACUGUUGUGAAGGUGUUUCCAUAUGGCUCGGUGGAGGUGCAAGGAAAAAAUGGAGAGCCUUUCAAGGUGAAUGGUUAG
This is a messenger RNA of Humulus lupulus (European hop), 321 nucleotides long. RefSeq lists its product as uncharacterized. The transcript has a single exon. NCBI's taxonomy places the organism in Eukaryota, Viridiplantae, Streptophyta, Magnoliopsida, Rosales, Cannabaceae. The record is from RefSeq and is a predicted model, not a curated record. Bases 1 to 321 code for a protein of 106 amino acids.